AUGCAGCCGAUCUUACAGUGUCCUCCUGGCUCAAGUAUACCAGCUGCAGACGGACUUGGGGUACAAGUGCCCCCACUAUCUAGUGGAAUUCCCGUGUGGGGAAUGUCGAACAGACCGGCGGUCCGUCGCAUUGCCUCCGCCGGCCUAUUUGGAGACAUCCAUGCCAUCCUAGAUGAAGGCCAGCAGGAAGUUUAUUACUGCACGCUGGGAGGCACAUGGGGAGAAGAUCAAGUGAAGUGUCAAUCGUUCGAGGAGUACAAGCGACACUAUCCUUCUUGGCGUGUAGUGGCCACUGCAUCGAGCCCCCAGCAUGGUGCAGAAGUCAUUGAGAGGGCCAGAUCUCGAUUAGAUCAAACCUUUCGGUGGAGACCACUUGUCAACCACAGCAGAGACUUCGCAAGGUUUUGCUUUGCAGGGCCAGUAACUGACACCCCUUCAAGUCAACCAGCUCAAAGCUUUAGUGAUGCUUUAGGGCCUGUGGCGCGUGAGAUGGCAUCUGACGUGGCACAGCAGAUGGCACGCGCAACUGUCACUGCAGCAAUCAACCGCAUACCACCCUUUCCGGGUGCGAGCGCAAUUGCCGGCGCAAAUGUGGCCACUGCUGGAGCUGGAAGUGCGAAUUCUGCUGCUGCGACUGGAAGUGCGAGUGCUGGUGUUGGAAGUGUCAGUGCUGGUGUGGGUUCGGCUACGGCUGUCAGUGGCAUUGCCAGUGGACAAGCAAGUGGGGCUGCGGGUGUGAGUGCAAGCACGGGUGCUGGAAGCCCUGGUGCAGCUGCAGUUGUUGCAGGUGCACUUGCGAAUGCUGUUGCUGCAGCUGGAAGUGUGAGUGCGGGUGCUGCAGGUGGAAGUGUGGGCGCUGGUCCAAGUGUUGGUGCUUCUGCUGCAAGUGGACAUGCAGGUGUGGCUGCAAGUGCAAGUUCUGGUGCUGGGAGUGCGAGUGCGGCUGCAGGAGGAACAAGCGCAUCCGGCACCGCUUCAGCCAUUGCGCAAGUCGGCAUGGCAAAAUGUUUGCUCUUCGGGACAGUGUCUGCAACCACCAUGGCCGUUGCCGGACACCUGUGGUGCCAAUACGGAAAGCAGAAGGCUGAAGCUCGAGCGCCCAUCCGCAUCCGCAACCAGAGCACAGAAGUGAUCCAAGUGACCUUGAGAACCAUCGCCUCUUGGGACACUUUGCACAACACAGUCCAUCGGCUUCGGGCACAGGCCGGGGUUGGCAAGAUCAAAGCAGAGAUUGCGGCCGGCACAGAAGAGUUCCUUUAUCCCCCCUGUGAGGAGUGGUUCGAGGAUUUUUCCUUGACAGUCAAGUGCGCAGGCCAGCUACGAGAUGUGUUCCAAGUUCAACGCGGCACUGAGCUGGUGUAUCCAAGGUCAACGCGGCAUUGA
This is a messenger RNA of Durusdinium trenchii, 1383 nucleotides long. The record is from the annotation of a GenBank genome assembly. Lineage: Eukaryota; Dinophyceae; Suessiales; Symbiodiniaceae.